Molecule: messenger RNA, 234 nt
Organism: Capronia epimyces CBS 606.96
Lineage: Eukaryota; Fungi; Ascomycota; Eurotiomycetes; Chaetothyriales; Herpotrichiellaceae
Exons: 1
Coding region: 1-234 (77 amino acids)
Source: RefSeq, a predicted model, not a curated record
AUGGACAAAAGUCAAAUCACCAAGCACAGAAGGUCUUUGGGCGACUCAGACAAUGACUUCGUCGAUCGCACAAGCAGUCACCAUCGGCAUAGACACCAGCGCCGGAGUGACCAGAGGUCGCCGAAUCAAACGGUCUCAAGAGCAUCCUUGCAGCCUCGAAGAGACUCCCGGCGAGAACGCAGUUUGAGUCCAUACAGCAAGCGAUUAGCUUUGACGCAGGCGAUGAAUAUGUGA